Messenger RNA from Cottoperca gobio, 4292 nucleotides. It is a transcript of the gene ppp4r4, whose product is annotated as protein phosphatase 4, regulatory subunit 4. The coding region runs from base 833 to 3598 and encodes 921 amino acids. The transcript is spliced from 26 exons. Gene Ontology annotation, cellular component: protein serine/threonine phosphatase complex; cytosol. Gene Ontology annotation, molecular function: protein binding; protein phosphatase regulator activity. NCBI's taxonomy places the organism in Eukaryota, Metazoa, Chordata, Actinopteri, Perciformes, Bovichtidae. The record is from RefSeq and is a predicted model, not a curated record.
UGGUCGUCUCGGUUUCUAAAAUAUAAAUUGUUUUUUAAAGGUUUUAUGCAGGGCAAGGUUUAGAACUGAGCACAGACGCACCAUAGCGUUGAAAUGUUAACGCAGUCCGGCGUGACGUGCCUGCCGUAGAGGACAGAGCAGUUGAAACGGGUGUAGUAGGUCGGGAUUUUAUUUAAAUGAGUGUUUAUUUGUGUGCUUUGUGUACGCCGAAAUAAAGAAGAGAUCGUGUAGAUUUGUUAAAUGUCUGAUAUUUGAGGAUUUCUAGAUUCUUACUCUUAUUAAAUAGUAAAUACAUUUUGUAAUGCGAGUUUUGAACCGAAUCUGGCUGGACGGUAUCUCCGCACAGGACACAGGAGAAGCGAGGGUAAAAGAUAUGGAUCUUUUUAUUUUUAUUAUGAGCUGUCAGGUGUAGGCCUACUGAAGAUCCGCCGAAAUGAAAAUCGAUCCUUUUUAUGUGUUUUAUGUGUCUUCUUGUGUUUUAAGCUUCACCAUAUCACUAGGUUAAUUAGUGAGGAAAUAAGCGUUAAAAUGUUAUUUUAUUAAACAGAGUCUGGUUCAAGGUAGUUUCGGCGUAGGAGAGAGCGGAUUUGUCUUGGAAAGGAUUCAGCUGAUGGUCACUUACAGCGGCUGCGGGGUCUGUUAGCAGUUCUCACAGUGACGAGCCGGGGGGUCUAUUGAGCAGGUGUCCCUCAGAAAAGUGGAGAUUUUACUGGAAUAAUCGCAGCUUGGAAGACUCAAUUCCGGAGAUAUCCUUGGAAACGCUCAGUUCCAGUCCUCCUCCCGUCAGGGAUGCUCGGCACUGAGCUCUCCCACUAACACCAGUGAGAUACAGAUGUUCUCCAGCAGCAGGAUGACGGGCAGCCAGUCCAGCCUGCUGUACGGACCGCUGGAAGAGCUGCAGGAGCUGGCCUUCAUCGAGAGGCCGAUCCGCAGGAGCCUCAAGACAGUGGAGGAGAUCGAUCAGCUGACUGUGGAUGAAGACUUGAACGACAUUGAGAGAGCCGUCUACCUGCUCAGUGUGGGUCAGGAGGUGCAGAGAGCGAGUGUUAUCAGUAACCUGCCGAGCCUCGUCCGUCAGAAUCCGGCUGAGACGUUUCGUCGGGUCGUACCAAAGGUCCGGGAGGUCCUGAACGGAGCAGGAGCAGAAAUCCAGUUGGCAGCAGCAUCGUCAUUUUUAACCAUCCUACAGGACGACAUUAUCCUGAUCCACACCCACACCUUCUCCAUCCUGAAGACCGUCCUGCUGCACCUGAACCACCGAGACACAGUGGUGAGCACCGCGUGGUUGGAAACUCUGCUGUCGGCCAUCAACGCUCUGCCUAAGGAGACCAUCAAACAGGAGGUGCUGAACCCUCUCCUCUAUCAGUCUCAGCUGUCUCACUCUCUUCAGGCUCGUCUGGCCAGCUGUCGCAUUUUAGGGAAAGUCGCCGGCAAGUUUGACUCCCACAUAGUAAAGAUGGAGCUGCUGCCGUUGGCUCGUUCUUUCUGUCUGGACGUGGAGUUUGAGGUUCGAGCCUGUAUGUGCCGUCAGCUGGAGAGCAUCGCCAGAGCAAGCAGGGCAGACGACACCAGGACGGAGCUGCUUCCUGAGCUGGUGGAGCUCGCCGGAGACGAGGAGAGCAGCGUCCGCCUUGCCGCCUUCGACACCAUCAUCAACCUGAUAGAGAUCAUCGACAGCGAUGACAGACUCCAUGUUGUGGUUCCCCUAGUGAUGUCAGUAUGCGAGGUUUCAUCGCAGGCGGACAAAGCCGUUGUGGCGUCUUUGUCAUUCCAGUUUGGGAGGCUCUGCAGCGGACUGGCAGGCUCUCUGUCAGAUGAGCAGACGGGCCGGUUGCUGCAGAGGUUUAAGGUGCUGUCUGUUGCCGGUCUGCAGACUGAAGGAAACCAGACCGAAGGCGAUGAGUCGACGCUGAUCCGCUGCAACUGCUGCUACAACCUUCCGGCCAUGGUGGUGUUUGCUAAGCCGGCUCACUUCCUGUCAGAGCUCUACCCCUCUUUCUCCAGUCUUUGCUGUGACCCAGAGGUCAGCGUUCGACGAAGUGCUGCAGCCAGUUUCCACCAGGUGGUGAUGCUGCUCGGCUCAAACGUGCAGCAGGUCCACAAAGAGCUCCUGGCUCUGCUGCAGGACCCCGCGUUGGAGGUGUUGGAUGCUCUAAUGAAUCACCUGGAAGAAACUCUGGGGGCAGUUCUUUCCAGAGGAGAGAACCUGGCGCUGGACAACAAGUUCCCGGAGCUGCUGGCGGCUCUGCUGUUAGCGGAGCACAAGGUCGGAUGCUCUCUGCGUUGGCGGCUGCAUGAGAAGCUUUUGCAACGUUACAGCUGUUUGGCCAGACUUGUGCCUGGAGAAGUUUUGCACCUGAGCUUCUCCCCUCGCAUCUUCACCAUCCUUACCACCAAUAAGGUGUUGCCAGUUCAGAAGGAGGCGGCUCGGACCUUCUGCACAUUCCUGCGUUACAACCGCAAACAGGAGCACCGUCAGGAGCUGAUGGAGCGACUGAUCCAAGAUCUGGCUCAGGGGCGGAGCUACUGGAACCGUCUGAGGUUCCUCGAUGUUUGUGAAAUGGCCACUGAGAUUUUCUCAAGGAAAUACUUUAACAAACACUUCCUAAUGCCGGCGCUGGAGCUUGUCCAUGACCCAGUCGCCAACGUCAGGUACAAGCUGUGCCAGUUGUUGCCCAGAUUGCGUUCGUUGCUCCACCUGCCGGCUGACAAACAGCUUUUGCAGCAGCUCGACUUCUGCGUCCAGAAACUCCUCUGCAAAGAAAAAGACAAAGAUGUGGUGGCAACCAUCCGCAAGACAGUGUUGGAGCUGGACAAACUGGACCUGGCAGAGCCUUUUCACAAGAGGCAGGAGAGGGAUCUGCUGGACCAGAAGAAGGAGAAGGAGGAGACGCUGCUGCUGGAGAUGGAACAGCUGGAGCGCCAGCAGAGUGAUGGGAAACUGAACUCUGAGAAACAUACAGAGAGAAAAAGAAGAGACAGUAAAACCAGUCUCUCUGCAACCAAAUCCAUGUCUGUGUCCUCGUCUGGAGCAGCCUUGUCCUCUUCCGGUAAAGAGAUGAGGAAGGCUAAACUGUCACGGAGUCGAUCACUCAGCAGUCAGCCGACGCCAUCCAAAUCUGCCAACUCAGACAGACCUCUAAAAGUAAAAGAGCUGAGCAGUAUGUCUGGACCCGGGAAGUCCUCUAUGUUAUUGAGCAAAGACGACUCCUUGAGGACUGCUCACUUCUCUAUGGCAACCAAGUCCACUGCCUCUAUGCCGGUCCUGAUCCGCAGCAACACCACCAGCCUCCUGGAGAGGGCCGGUACACUGGACCACAGGAACAAUAUGAUGGACCAGAGAGACCACAGGACCAGUACCUUGGACCACAGAGACCACAGGACCAGUACCUUGGACCAAAGAGACCAGAGGACAAGUACCUUGGACCAGAGAGACCACUGGACCAGCGCCUUGGACCAGAGAGACUACAGAACCAGUGCCUUGGACCAGCGCAGUAAAACGAUGGACCGGGGGUGCGGAGUGAAGGACAGCCAGUCCAGAAAGUUUUCAAUAAACAGGAAGUCGAACUCUUUCAGCGUCCAGUCGGGAAGAGAAUGAAGAUGUUGAUUUCAUCAUACAUCCAACAAGCCACCAGCCAAUCAGCAGUCAGGGUUCACAAGUUGAAGGAUGAAUAAAGCCCUCAGAACAUUACCCAGAAUGCAACAGAGACAGUCUGACUUCUAUUAUCAGAACACUGUGUAUUGAAAUGAUCUCAUUCUGUCACCUGAUUGGUUCAGUAAACUCCACAUACAAACUGUUGCAGUGUUCUUAUUGGUUUACCUGCUGACGUGUGAUUGGUUGGAUUAAUGUGACAAUAACUAUGGUAUAAUUGUUCUGUGUGUUGAUUGGUUUGGAAUAUGUGAUGUUGUGUUAGUGAGAUCAGACACGCAGAAGUUCAUUUUAAUGUUUAAUGUUUUACAGUGCAGGUUGUACACAUGUUGUAUUAUAAUUCUAUAUAUAUUAAAUAAGUACAGGAAGGGUUUUCAGACAUAUAGUACCUAAUGCUAUGAUAGGGGUUGUCAUGCUAACGUUUACUAACAAGCUCUAAACAUAAAGUCAAGCUGACUCCUGUUAUUAACUGUUUGUAUCAGAGCUUUGUAAUUGUUUUAAUGUCAGUCAUCCACAAAUCAGAGAACCACAGUUACAUCAGUAACUCUAAUGUCUCAAAUAAGGCUCAUCACCCUAAAUAAUACUCCUAGUGGUAGUUCUACUACUGCAAUUACUUACAUGUAAUACUACCUCGUAUUUGUUU